Messenger RNA from Chironomus riparius, 2318 nucleotides. NCBI's taxonomy places the organism in Eukaryota, Metazoa, Arthropoda, Insecta, Diptera, Chironomidae. The record is from the annotation of a GenBank genome assembly.
UUAAAAGGUUUUUAAUGAUAGUUUGGUCUACACUCUUAUUUCUACUAAGUUUGUUUGAUAAUCAAAAAAUUUAAAACCAUUAAAAUGAUGCUGAAUUGCAAAUUUUAUUUUAUUUCAUCCCAUAACUUUAUAUCUACAGAACAAAACAGGGUUCGCAAAACAAUCAAGUUUCAAAAGUCCGUUAUGAUCAGGCGUAGGAACUUGUUUACUAAGUAUUAGCAAUGUUCAAAGUUUUCAAUUCUUCAUAUCGAAAAUAUAAACUUGUCAUUAAUUCUAAUAAAUAAUGUAGAACUUAAUAAAAACUAGCUUUUAAAAGAUAAUGUCAGAUUUAUAAAUUAAAAUACUAUAUUGUCAUAGCUUAACGUAUUUUCGUCAUUUAAUUUUCUAAAAAAGAAGAUAAAACAAAUUAAAAGAAAACAACAAAGAGUUUUAAAAUGAAAAGAAAUUAUAAUUAUAAUGAUAAAUCGAUUGUUAAACGCUUUAGAACAUCAUUCCUAUCAUCCUCAGUGAGAAAUGUCAGAAAGAUUCACGACUUUCAAGUUGGACCAGAAAUAGUCAAGAGCAAUGCUGGUCCACUUAACUGCAUUAGAACAUAUCUAGCAAAGAAAGAUGAGACUUUUUACAGACUGAAGGUUUUGACUGUUGAGAAUCCGGACGAAGUUAAUCAAAGCAAAGAAAUUGUUCAGGCUAAAGUUUUGCUUCACAAUGAGUAUUUAUUGCUUCAGAUAUUAAAAAGUUGUCCAGGAGUUGAGAGAUGUUAUGGACUUUUUGUGGAUCAAGUGCAAAGUGAACGAGGAUCAAAGAUACCAGCAAAGCGUAUAACACUUGUAACAGAUGCAUAUUGUGAUAAAAGUUCUGAAAAUUGGUUGAAUGUGAAUCAAGAGAAUCAAUUUUUAUCACUUCAAGAAUAUAUAAGUCGUCAUAAACUGACUGAGAAAGAAGCGCUUCUUGUGUUUUAUGAAAUUGUUAAGAUAGUCGAGCAGAUUCACAAAUUGAAUAUUUGUCAUCGUGACUUGAAGAUUCAGAACUUCCUUAUUAAUUAUCAGACUAAACGAAUUAUAUUGACAAACUUUUGUCUUGGCAAAUUACUCAGUUCUGAAAAUCAGCUUUUAUUUGAUCAACGUGGAUCGCCAGCUUAUAUAUCUCCAGAUAUUAUUCAAGGAUCAUAUCAAGGAAAGCCAUCAGAUGUGUGGAGUUUAGGUGUUAUUCUUUAUGUACUGGUUUAUUCAAAUUUUCCAUUUGUCGAGAACACAACAGCAGCUUUAUUUAAAAAGAUAUGUCAAUGUGAAUUAGUAUUUCCUACCGAGGGAGCCAGAAUUACUGAAGAGACAAAGCAAUUAAUUAAAAAUCAUUUAUUGACAACAUCUGAUCGAUUUACGGCAACUGAUACUCGUGAAUAUUUGGAAAGACAAUUUGAGAAAAUUCAAAGGACUGCAAAUUUAACGACUAGAGCAUUACAAAGAGAUGAUCAAGUGGUUCCUGACCUCGAUAAUCAGCCACCAAAAUUGAUCUGUCAAGAUCCACCAUCUCCAAAAUUUGAUUUAUCAACAGAAAAUAUUUCAAUGGUACUGAAAAUGAUGUCGCAUCAGGAAUCGACAAACAAUAAGAUGUUCUUACGUCCAAGUCUCUUAGCUGAUCGAUCAGCAGGAAGUCGUAUUUCCGUGUCACCAAAUCAAGGUGGUAUGACUAGAAACUUGACACGACAGAUUAAUCAAUUGUCAGUGCGUAACCAUCAACAAACAAGCAUACCAUUAUCGUGGCAUAACCGGAUAAGUGCUCCGUUAUAUGAAGUCAGAUUUCGUGCCGGUUCAGAACGUGUAAGAAUUCAACAAAGACCACAACAAACUGUCGCAAAUGGCGCAACAAGCUUCGAAUCUAUUUAUAAUACACUGAAUGAACUAUUUAGUAAUGGAAAUUUACAGUCAAAUGGAAUCGUACACAAUUUUCAUGGAAUUAUUAAUCAAGAUAUUGCACUUAAGCUGUCGAUUUGGCUUCGUACAAAUUUUCAUGAUAAUCCACUAAUUCGUGAGAUUUAUAAUCAGACACAUCACAGUCCAGGUGAUGAUAUUGGCAAAUUUGUUGAAUUUCUAAGACGAUGUAAUGUGGAAAUGGAAGUUCUAAAUGGACAAGUUUAUGUCAAGUCACAACAAUCAAAUCAGAUUUUAAUAUUUUUGACUUAUUUGCUGCAAUUAGCUGGAUACAAUAAUACUUACUUUCUAAAUAUAAGCAGAAGUCCUUAAUUAACAUUUAUCUAAUAAAUGUAAAGUUACAACUUUUCACUAUGAAACGUUCAAUUUGAUGCAAUUUUAAUACCUAUA